AUGAAUCCACACGAUCGUUCGUCCGUUUCGUCAGAUAAUGAUCAAAAGGUGGACGCUGGUCCCGCGACCCCCCAGCUUCGCGACGAGCCCCACCAUGUGCCUGCGGUUGUUCCUGAUGUUGAACGCAAUCCAGGUGUGGCUCGCGUUGAAGCACUGCAUCGCCACUUGGGUGGUCUCUGGCGAUGGACGCUCUAUAUCAGUAUCGGAGCGCUCGCUUACAUCUACUCGCUUGACCAAAACACAACCUCAAACUAUCUUCCUCUGGCUACGAGCUCAUUUGGUCAACACGCGUUCAUUGGUACCAUUGGCACAGCCGAAGGCAUUAUAACCGCGGUAGGAAAACCAUGCAUUGCUAAGAUUGCAGAUUUGUUUUCUCGUCCAACUGCAUAUAUCGUCGUUCUUAUCUUCUAUGUAGUGGGCUACAUUCUUGUUGCUUCUGCGCAGACUGUCUACGCGAUUGCCGGAGGAAUGGUCUUGUACACAGUUGGGCAUACUGGCCUUGAUUUGGUCACCGAUAUCAUCAUCGCUGAUAUCACACCGCUCAAAUGGCGUGGGUUUGCGACAGCGCUCCCUUCAGCUCCCUUCAUUCUCAAUGCAUUCAUUUCUGCUGAAAUUGUCACCGGCGUGACUAAUGGUCCUGGCUGGCGUUGGGGAUAUGGAAUGUUUGCCAUCAUUGUCCCGGCAGUUAUGGUACCGGCCAUUAUCACUCUCUUUACUGCUGAUCGCCGCGCUAAGAAAAAUGGGGAGCUCGCAUUCGGUGCUAGUCCAAACGAACGCCGUCGCAUUGAAAAAACUGAUGAAGCUGCUGUCCCUCGUCAACCUUUGUGGCUUCAGUUCAAAGACGUCGCUAUCAAGAUGGAUCUCUUCGGACUUGUAUUGAUUGGUUUCAUCUUUGGGUUGAUUCUUUUCCCGAUCAGCUUGGCCAAGACUGUUCGCGGAGGAUGGUCGAAUCCAAGCAUCAUUGCAAUGAUUGUAGUAGGCGUGGUGCUUAUCCCUGUAUUCAUUGUCUACGAGCGCUUCUUCGCCCCGGUCGCCAUCAUGCCCAAACGUAUCAUCACCAACAGGGCCUUCCUUGUCGCCGUUGGCAUUGACUUUUUCUACAAUUUUUCUGGAUUCUUGCGUUCGCUUUACCUAUCCAGCUUCGUAUGGGUCGUCAAAGAUUGGAACACUCGCGAGUGGGUGUACUUUAACAACACCAUGACUAUCACCCUCUGUGUGUUUGGUCUGGUUGCUGGCUUGAUUCUUCGUUAUACUGGACGCUAUAAGUUCCUUCAAAUUGCUGGAUUAUGCAUUCGUAGCCUGGGUCUCGGACUUAUGGUAGCCGCCAACGGCGCCAUCGCGCCGACUGUCCAAUUGGUCUGGACCCAAAUUUUGAUUGGUAUUGGUGGUGCAUUUAGCGUGGUCGGCUCUCGUGUUGGCUCGCAAGCAUCCGUACCUCAUGAAGACUUGGCAUCGGUGAUCGCACUGCUCUCCCUGUGGUCAUCACUAGGAUCUUCGGUCGGGUCCGCCACUGCGACGGCUAUCUGGACUUCCGAUAUGCCAGACAACCUCGUCAAGUAUCUUCCAGGUGUGCCCGAGGCAACCAUCAAGAAGUUGUACGGUUCUAUCAGGUCGGCUAGGACUGCAGCCCCCGCCAUUCGUGAGGGAGUGAUCAAGGCAUACAGCGUUACGACUCGCCCCAUGUUCAUCGGCGCGCUUGGGCUCUCCUUUAUUUCCCUUUUGCUUGCGUUCUUAAUGCCAAACUUCUUCCUCGGUGAUACCCACAAUGCUGUGGAUGGAAAGAACGUUGCAGGGGAAGUUACCGCAGAGGCGACUGUGGGAACGAGCAACCAGCCGAUUGGAGAGCGGGCUGCAGCAGAGGCGCAGCAAGCCCGGUAG
This is a messenger RNA of Rhizoctonia solani, 1878 nucleotides long. Its product is annotated as major facilitator superfamily transporter. Bases 1 to 1878 code for a protein of 625 amino acids. Gene Ontology annotation, biological process: transmembrane transport. NCBI's taxonomy places the organism in Eukaryota, Fungi, Basidiomycota, Agaricomycetes, Cantharellales, Ceratobasidiaceae. Gene Ontology annotation, molecular function: transmembrane transporter activity. The record is from RefSeq and is a predicted model, not a curated record. The transcript is spliced from 15 exons.